Messenger RNA from Peromyscus leucopus (white-footed mouse), 4338 nucleotides. RefSeq names its product adenosine monophosphate deaminase 2 (gene Ampd2). The record is from RefSeq and is a predicted model, not a curated record. Lineage: Eukaryota; Metazoa; Chordata; Mammalia; Rodentia; Cricetidae. The coding region runs from base 1166 to 3451 and encodes 761 amino acids. Gene Ontology annotation, cellular component: cytosol. The transcript is spliced from 18 exons. Gene Ontology annotation, molecular function: AMP deaminase activity. Gene Ontology annotation, biological process: IMP salvage; AMP metabolic process.
UUAAAAGUGUGCACCACCACCACUGCCUGGCCUAGGACCUGGGUUCUUGAUAAUCAAAGACUUGAAACCCUUGCUUGGGUGGGUAGGUAUUGAUCUUUGCCUUUUCCUCCUAGUCUGCUUUCUUGCAGGGGAGACAUGGAAUCGCCUCAUCACCCAUCCAAACUUUCUUUUUCUUCAUUGUUUUUCCCAAUUUACAGCCUUGCCCCUGCACUGGGCUCAGGGAACCUCUCACUCUCCCCACUGAAGGGUCUCCAUGUGGGAAGUGUUUGCAGCGUCCCAGGAAUUUCUGAUUGCAGUCCCGUGGGAUCCCAGCCCUAAGCUUUACAGAACGCUUGUGGGACAUUCCCCUUGUGAGUCCCGGAGCUGUGGCCAGAUAGGACAAGGCCACUUCUCACCCAUUUAUAGCCUGUGUCCAGAGCUUAAGACAAGCAAAUAAACAAAAGUAGAGUCCUCUGUGUCUUCCAACUGCUGCUCCCAUAUUCCAAGGUACUCUUCCUGAAUAGGAUGUCUCUACCCUGACAGUGGGAUUGGGACUGGCGUGUAGGCUGAGAAGCCUCUGUAGCUAGCUCCUAUCCAGAUUAGGCCAGUGGUAGAGGAAGCUGACCAGAGGCACAGGGCUCAGGGGAGGAUGGCGGGUCUCCCUCCUUGUCUCUCCUCCUACCCUUAGGCCAGCCAGGCUGUGUACUUUCUGUCCCCUACGGCUGUGGUUUUAAGGAGAGUUGGCCCCUCCCUUCCAGGCUGCCUUGACCUGUCUCUUUUUCUUCCCGUUGAGAUCCCUGGAUGUGGGUGGGCCUCACUGGCACUGAAGAGGUUAAGGUCCUGUUAGAAUUAGAGUUCUUCUCACCUCCCAACUCCUCCUGCUCCUUCUCUGGAUUUCUGAACUCCCCUGAACUCUCCCGGCCCCCUCCUUGGGGCCAUCCCAGGGUCUCCCCUGCUUAUAGCUGCACUUGGUACAGCCCAUGCCAGCCCCUGAGCUGUCCUGGGGGACCGGCUGCAGCUUCACGAGGCAAACAGGCAGGCAAGGGGCGCAGGGCUGCUGACCAGAGCACUCUUGAACUCUGCAGAGGCUCGAGGUGGGCUGGGGGCCUCUCCGCUGCAGUCUGCCCGAUCCCUGCCGGGCACUGCCCCCUGCCUCAAGCACUUCCCGCUCGACCUUCGCACGUCUAUGGAUGGCAAAUGCAAGGAGAUUGCCGAGGAGUUGUUCAGCCGCUCACUGGCCGAGAGUGAGCUCCGCAGCGCGCCUUACGAGUUCCCCGAGGCAAGCCCCAUCGAGCAGCUGGAGGAGCGGAGGCAGCGGCUGGAGCGGCAGAUCAGCCAGGAUGUCAAGCUGGAGCCGGACAUUCUGCUUCGGGCCAAACAAGAUUUCCUGAAGACGGACAGUGACUCGGACUUACAGCUCUACAAGGAGCAAGGAGAGGGCCAGGGUGACAGGGGCCUCUGGGAGCGUGAUGCCGUGCUGGAACGGGAAUUUCAGCGGGUCACCAUCUCUGGGGAGGAGAAGUGCGGGGUGCCAUUCACGGACCUGUUGGAUGCAGCCAAAAGUGUGGUGCGGGCCCUUUUCAUCCGGGAGAAGUACAUGGCCCUGGCCCUGCAGAGCUUCUGUCCCACCACCCGCCGUUACCUGCAGCAGCUGGCUGAGAAGCCCCUGGAGACUCGAACCUACGAGCAGAGCCCCGAUACCCCUGUGUCUGCUGAUGCCCCAGUGCACCCCCCUGCGCUGGAGCAGCACCCCUAUGAGCACUGUGAGCCAAGCACCAUGCCUGGGGACCUGGGAUUGGGUCUGCGCAUGGUGCGCGGUGUGGUGCAUGUCUACACCCGCAGGGACCCUGAUGAGCACUGUCCAGAGGUGGAGCUUCCAUACCCUGACCUACAGGAAUUUGUCGCUGACGUCAAUGUGCUGAUGGCCCUGAUCAUCAAUGGCCCCAUAAAGUCCUUCUGCUACCGCCGGCUACAGUACCUGAGCUCCAAGUUCCAGAUGCACGUGCUGCUCAACGAGAUGAAGGAGCUGGCCGCUCAGAAGAAAGUGCCGCACCGAGACUUCUACAACAUCCGUAAGGUGGACACGCACAUCCAUGCCUCGUCCUGCAUGAACCAGAAGCAUCUGCUGCGCUUCAUCAAGCGGGCAAUGAAGCGACAUCUGGAGGAGAUUGUGCACGUGGAGCAGGGCCGCGAGCAGACGCUGCGAGAGGUCUUCGAGAGCAUGAACCUCACUGCCUAUGACUUGAGUGUGGACACACUUGAUGUGCACGCGGACAGGAAUACCUUUCAUCGAUUUGACAAAUUCAACGCCAAAUACAACCCUAUUGGGGAGUCUGUCCUCCGAGAGAUCUUCAUCAAAACCGACAACAAGAUCUCUGGGAAGUACUUCGCUCACAUCAUCAAGGAGGUGAUGUCAGACCUGGAGGAGAGCAAAUACCAGAACGCAGAGCUCCGGCUGUCCAUCUACGGGCGUUCGAGGGACGAGUGGGACAAGCUGGCGCGCUGGGCGGUGAUGCACAGGGUGCACUCUCCCAACGUGCGCUGGCUGGUGCAGGUGCCCCGCCUCUUUGACGUGUACCGCACCAAGGGCCAGCUGGCCAACUUCCAAGAGAUGCUGGAGAACAUCUUUCUGCCGCUGUUCGAGGCCACCGUGCACCCUGCCAGCCACCCAGAGCUGCACCUCUUUCUGGAGCACGUGGACGGUUUUGACAGUGUGGAUGAUGAGUCCAAGCCAGAGAACCACGUCUUCAACCUGGAGAGCCCCCUCCCAGAAGCUUGGGUGGAGGAGGACAACCCCCCCUACGCCUACUACCUCUACUACACCUUCGCUAACAUGGCCGUGCUGAACCAUCUGCGCAGGCAGAGGGGUUUCCACACGUUUGUGCUGAGGCCGCACUGCGGGGAGGCUGGGCCCAUCCAUCACCUGGUGUCAGCCUUCAUGCUGGCCGAGAACAUCUCCCACGGUCUGCUUCUGCGCAAGGCCCCCGUCCUGCAGUACCUGUAUUACCUGGCUCAGAUCGGCAUCGCCAUGUCUCCGCUCAGCAACAACAGCCUGUUCCUGAGCUACCACCGGAACCCUCUACCUGAGUACUUGUCCCGGGGCCUCAUGGUCUCGCUGUCCACAGAUGACCCCCUGCAGUUCCACUUUACCAAGGAACCCCUGAUGGAGGAGUACAGCAUCGCCACUCAGGUGUGGAAGCUCAGCUCCUGUGACAUGUGUGAGCUGGCCCGUAACAGCGUGCUCAUGAGUGGCUUCUCCCACAAGGUAAAAAGCCACUGGCUGGGACCCAACUAUACCAAGGAGGGCCCUGAGGGCAACGACAUCCGCCGCACCAAUGUGCCAGACAUCCGAGUGGGCUACCGCCAUGAGACCUUGUGCCAGGAGCUGGCGCUUAUCACACAGGCCGUCCAGAGUGAGAUGCUGGAGACCAUCCCAGAGGAAGUGGGCCUCAUCAUGAGCCCGGGGCCUUAGUGAACCUGGUCCACGCAGUGCUUGUCCCAUCUCAGCAACUUGAUCGUGUCUGUGAUUGGACCCCUCCCACCCGGCGUGGUCCCUGCAUGUCUCCGUUCUGUGUCUCUGUCCUGCAUGUCUUUGACCAUGUCUUGCCUCUGGGCCACCUUUCAAUGAGAGCAAGUCCAGGAAUCUGCCUCACUGUUGUCUUGUCUCAGGUGGGACCUGAUGGCUGCUGAGAUUUAAGGGCUGGCCCUGCUAGUGACCCGUCCCAGGAUUGUCAGAAGUCCGGCUGUUCUCUGGUGUCUUCAGUGUCCACAGGGGCUUGGGAUAGUUGUGUGGGGCUGGUCCCGUUAGCCUCGGGAGCCCUACCUCGGCAAAUCCAGGCUUUGGCUAGAGUUCAAAGUUGAGUUCCCCUCUGGUUUACGUGGCCAUGGGGCAGUCAGGAGGGGCUCAGUAACCCUCUGUUGUGGUACUGGCCUCUCAGUCUCUGUGAAGUUGUGGCCCAUCUGUGCUGGGCAGAGCAGGACUUGGGCUUGCUCAUGGCCCUGGAGGCCUGGCCUAAGGGGCUGGACCACUGCCCCUGCCAAGUCACUGCCCAUCAGCCUCCUCUGUUUCUCUCCGGUCCACAUGUUCCUUUGUAACCAGCUCCCUUGUACCCCUGUGGGAGGGGGCAGCCGCCCAGAUUGUGUGUCUACAUUUGGAGGCUACUACAGUUGUAGGGUACUGGGUCUGCCAUUAGCCCUGGGGGUGGUACCACCUUCGAGGGGUUCCUGGUCUUUGACUAGAUCCAGAUCCCAGUUGGCCUCUUGCGUUAUGUUCUAGACCAAGGCCUUUGCUAUGAAGAACAGUGUUUCAUAUGACCCAUUUUCCUAGUGCAUGAGAAAUAAAGAUUAUUUAAGUAAUGA